AUGCGCUCCGCUCCCUGCUCCGCACGCGGUCGGCCGGUUUCCGGCAGAGGCCGCGCUCUCACAGGGCGGCGGCGGCGCCGGGAGCGGGGCGGGCCGGGCCACCGGUUCCUUUUUCCCUCCCCACCUCCAUCCCUCCCCCAGCUUGGGCUGCGGCGGCGGCGGGGGAAAAUGCAGGCGGAGCGUGGGGCCCGGGGCGGCCGGGGGCGGCGGCGGCCAGAACGUGAUCGGGACCGGCCGGGUCAGGGGCCUGAGCCGGGGCCCAGUGCGGCUGCGAGAGGCGGCGGCGACGGAGGAGGCCGAGGAGGCUGGGACCGAAGCCGAAGCCGAGGCCGAGGCCGGGGUGGCCGCGGGGGUCGUGGAGGCCGGGGAGGCGGCGGCGCCUCUGCACACGGGACCCAGCUGGGAGGCCGCCGGGAGCAGCAAGGCCGGGGCUCAGGGCCCAGAGAGCUGGUGGAAGGUGAUGAUGCUGAAAGCUAUGAAGAAGAGAACAACGAAUGGGGAAAUUAUUCAAGAAGGAAAAUUGUCUCUAACUGGGAUCGAUAUCAAGAUUUUGAGAAAGAAGCAGAAAAUGAAAGUGGGGAAUCACAAAGAGGGACAGAUUUCAGUGUUCUGCUUAGCUCUGCAGGUGACUCCUUCUCACAGUUUCGUUUUGCAGAGGAAAAAGAAUGGGAUACCGAAGCUUCAUCUCCUAAACAACUCUCAGCCUUUUAUGUGGACUGCGAGGCACUGGUCCGAGCCCUUCAAGAACUGCCUCUGUCGUUCCGGCUGAAUGUGGCUGCUGAGUUAGUCCAGGCUACAGCUCCUCUAGAACUUCCUCAGAUGAAACCAAAGAAAAUGGAAGAUAGCAAGGGCCUGGCUGCGCACAUGAGAUGGCCUGUGGGGCCAGGCUCUGAUGUCAUCUCCGAUGCUGCCAACCGUCCAGCGUCCACAGGGAAGGAUGGACCUCGGCCAUGUUCUUCAGAAGCUUUUCAAAAAAUCACUCCACCGCUGCAGCAAACUGUUGACCAUCUAGAUGAAGAACUUGAUCUUUUGCUAAAUCUAGAUGCUCCAAUAAAAGAGGAACAUAAUGCUCUCACAGCUCAGACCUAUCAAGAUCCCAAAGCCAAGAAAGACGGAAGGAUGGUCCAGGAGGAGAAUGUUCCUGAAAAACUCUCUGUGACUAAAGAAAAGAAAUUGGAAUCUAAGCAACCAGCAUGUACAUCCAAAAAUGUUACUGAGGAAGAGCUUGAAGAUUGGCUGGACAGCAUGAUUUCCUAAAAAAAAAAAAAAUUAUACCUGAAGAGAUAGAUAGAGCUGGCAUGUUACUUUAUGGGUGGAUUAAAGGGAGACAUGAAUGAGGCAGUCCUUCAGGAAGAGCUAUUUAUAGCAUACCCCAAAUCAGCAUCCCAGCAUGGUGUGCUUCCCUCUAUAUUUCAGAUAACAGCUGGCAUAAUCAAUUAUUGAGGCUCAUUCCAAUCAUUUUCUGGCAGAAUUCUAAUAAACCAACUUCCUUAAGCAAGUGUAAUGCCACUCCCCAUCCCAUGGACUUCCUGUCCACUGUUAGUAAAAUCCAGUUCCACUUGGCCUUCAGUGUUUGUUUACAGAAAAUUAGGUUCUGCCAAGUAACAGGAUUGACAAGAACAAGGUAUGACUGGUGUCUAUGUGCAUAAUAAAUUAUAAAUGCUGGUAAACUAUUUCCCCCCUCA
Messenger RNA from Gracilinanus agilis (Agile Gracile Mouse Opossum), 1685 nucleotides. RefSeq names its product apoptosis and caspase activation inhibitor (gene AVEN). The transcript has 6 exons. NCBI's taxonomy places the organism in Eukaryota, Metazoa, Chordata, Mammalia, Didelphimorphia, Didelphidae. The coding region runs from base 1 to 1257 and encodes 418 amino acids. Gene Ontology annotation, biological process: negative regulation of G2/M transition of mitotic cell cycle. The record is from RefSeq and is a predicted model, not a curated record.